AUGUAUUACACAUCUUCUCAAUACAUCUUACUACUCCUUUCUUCACACAAACAUACACACACACAUACACUCUCUUUUUCCAUAAUUUUGUAUGUGUCGUUUGUUGUGUUUAGUAAUUGUUGUAUAUAUCAUUCACUUUUCCACCUGAAUAAACCGCAGGUCACCGAGCCAGUGUUGAGUACUACACCGACGGCUGACCCUGACAGCGGAAGGACGGGCGCUGCUGCCAUCACCAGAGGGGCCGAGGUGUGUGAGAGGACUCCCGACCACUGCUCCACCCUGCAGACAGAACUGGUGGCCAUUCUGCUGGCCCUGAAGCACGCUCAACACCGGCGGGAGCGCACCGUGGUGCUCCACACCGACUCCAGAACGGGGCUACAGGCUCUCCAACAGCCGUAUCCAAGCGACAACGUGGGCCUCGUCACCGCCACCCUGGGUAGCCUCCAGAGCCUCGCCGCGCAGGGGCGGCGGGUGAGGCUCAACUGGAUACCCAGCCACGUGGGAGUACGAGGCAACGAGGCUGCCGACGCAGCCGCCAAGAGAGCUGCUAGUGGCCCCCAGGUGACAAGGCAUGUGCCGCCCAGCCUGAGCCAAGGGAGGGCGCGAGCCAGGCUCGCCGCAACCAAGCGCGCCCGCCACACGCACCGGCAGCUGGAAACCAGGAAGAGACAGGCAGCUUGGUACGCCUCCGCCACUGGCUACCAGUCGUUGGACGCCUCCCAGCAGCAGCCCAGAGCAGACGGCGUGUUGCUGCAACGCGUAAGGCUGGGCUACUGCACCAGGGAACAGCUGUACGACGACUUUCGGGGGCAGGAGUGCGACCACUGCGGGAGGCACAGCCGCCACCCGCUAGUGCACUACCUACUGUCCUGUCCGGCCACCGCCGCUCUCAGACCAACGCCGCCACCACCGGCCCAUCCUGUAGGCGGUGAUCUCCUCAGCAGCCGCGAGGUCAGGGCUGCCCUCAUCGUCCGCCACACGCCCACAGACCUGAUGCUGCGUGUUCUCAGGGCAGCGCCCCCGCCCCGCUGAACAGGUCGCAGCUCCUUUUCUGACCGGCGAGCAGCACUCCUCGCCGCGCCACCGCACCGCCCACCACCGGGACCCAAGACUCCCCCACCUGCGGGCUGGUGCCCGCUUUGUGUAUUAUGUACAUUCAUGUAUAUUUUUUUCUUUUGUGCAAUAUUUAUA
Molecule: messenger RNA, 1191 nt
Organism: Scylla paramamosain (green mud crab)
Lineage: Eukaryota; Metazoa; Arthropoda; Malacostraca; Decapoda; Portunidae
Exons: 1
Coding region: 1-1032 (343 amino acids)
Biological process (GO): DNA replication, removal of RNA primer
Molecular function (GO): nucleic acid binding; RNA-DNA hybrid ribonuclease activity
Source: RefSeq, a predicted model, not a curated record